Anopheles stephensi (Asian malaria mosquito) is the source of this 2079-nucleotide messenger RNA. It is a transcript of the gene APC7, whose product is annotated as anaphase-promoting complex subunit 7. Gene Ontology annotation, biological process: cell division. Gene Ontology annotation, molecular function: protein binding. The coding region runs from base 208 to 1968 and encodes 586 amino acids. Lineage: Eukaryota; Metazoa; Arthropoda; Insecta; Diptera; Culicidae. The transcript is spliced from 4 exons. The record is from RefSeq and is a predicted model, not a curated record.
AUGAAAACUGAAGGUUUUUUGUCCGUCGCCGUGUAAUCAGUGCUUAAGCUCAGAUGUUAGCUGUCAACGUGACAGCUGUUAUUCAGUUUGAAAGGUGGUGUAAACAAAAACGAUCCUGGAAACAAGCGGAUCUUCGUUUGUAGCGCAUUGUAGUGAUCAAAUAAGUAAUAAGUUCAGCCAGGUUUAUUAAUCCACCAUCAUUUCAUCAUGAAAACACUGUUCGAGCAGCUAAAAACGCUUUUCGACUUCGAGCUUUACUCAAACACGGCAACUUUGGCCAAUCUCAUUCUCUCGAUAUACGACACAAACCGUGCCACGCUUAGCGCUGAGGAACAUUUCGGAACGCUCGUGUAUUAUGCCGAAUCACUGUUUCACGAACGACGCUUCCGGGAGGCGGAAACCGUCUACCGCCAAGCGCUGCAGCUGAAGCGGCUUUUAACGAAAAACAAAUCACCCAACUGUAAAACCACACCGGCCACUGUGCCCGGACAGGUUGACCUACAGUCGGAGGUGGAACUGAAGUACAAGACGGCUCGCUGUCUGAUCGAAAUGAAAUGCUAUCGUGAUGCGAUCGUCCUGCUGCAAUCCCUCGCACUCAAACAGCGCACGCCAAAGGUGAACAUGUUGCUCAGCAAGCUUUGCCACAAUCACGGUCACGAGCGCAGUGCCAUCGGGACGUACAAAGAGGUGCUGAAGGAAUGUCCACUCGCGUUCGAAGCGAUCGAAGGGCUGUUAACGCUGGGCGUCAAAGGGAUUGAGGUGAACUCGCUGAUCGUGGAUGCUACCCUAGCGCCACAGUGCAACGAAUGGAUGAGCAGCUGGAUCAAGGCGCACGCCAACAUCCAGGCCCGCAAGUACACCGAAGCCAUCCAAACGUUGCGUAGCAUCGAGGCGAACACCUGUCUCCGGAACUAUCACCAGCUGUUGGUGCUAAUCGGCGAAUGUCACUACCAUAAUGGCGAGUACGAGCAGGCGUACAUUACGCUAAAGCGAGCCCAUGCCAUGCAGCCACACUCGAAGAAUGGACUGCAGAUUCUGGCCAUACUGAUGGCGAAGAAUAAAAAGAUAGCCGAGCUGGAGAAACUCAUCACGCCAUCGCCGUCGCUGCUGAACGAGUACACGUCGGAGAUGUGGUUCGUGAUGGGCCAGUAUCUGUUUGCCACGGGCAAGUAUGAAAAGGCCGUUUACUUUGUGCAAAAGGCUUGCUUCCAGAACUCGCGCAACAUUGAAGCGUUGGUGCUGAAGGCGGAAGUGCUGUUUCAGGUGAAAAAGUAUCAGCAGGGCAUCGCUCACCUGCGGUACGGGCAACAGUUUGCACCCUAUCGGUACGAAAUUCAUAAAGCGCUGGUGGAUAACUAUAUAAACAUGGGCCGGACCCGGGAAGCGCAGCUACAAGCACUGAAGGCGGUCAAGGUGUUGGGUGAAUCGGCACGAUCACUGGUGCUUAUGGCCCGUACAUACAUGAAAGAUGAAAGUACGCGUCCGAGAGCGAAGGCUCUCUGUCUCAAGGCGCUCGAUAUGAACGAGAACUUCCUGCCCGCGGUGUACCUGCUGGCGGAAAUCUAUCUACGCGACAAUGAUCUCAGCGCUCGGUUGAAACUGCUGAAGAAGCACGCGAUGCUAUCGAAAAACUGCAAACUUCACGUGAUGCUGGGCGAAAUGCUAAACAAUGAAAAAGAUCAUUCCGGUGCGCUGGAACACUAUUCCAUCGCGCUCAACUUGGAUCCUACCAAUCGUAUCGCAAUGUCCGGACUGCUAAUGGUGGGACAAAACAAAGGCAGUACGAGCAGCAGUGGCACAUCGAACGCAGGUGCGUCCAGUUCCUACCUUGAGUCGAUGGUGGAGGAUGGUAGCGAUAUGCCGGACAAUCCGCUAGAGAUGAUCGAAAUCCGCACGACCGGUGCGAACGAAAUGGAAUCGGAAAGUGACGCGAUGUGGUCGGAUUUGGAAAUCGAAAUCAAUCAGUAGAAAGUGAGCGUGCCACGGUAAGAACUGUCGAAACGUAUUGGUGAUUGGUUAAUGUGGUGUAAUAUUUUACCUCUAAUAAAUUCUACUCUAUCUCCACUUUACUCGAGGAAA